Camponotus floridanus (Florida carpenter ant) is the source of this 3236-nucleotide messenger RNA. RefSeq lists its product as uncharacterized. NCBI's taxonomy places the organism in Eukaryota, Metazoa, Arthropoda, Insecta, Hymenoptera, Formicidae. The transcript is spliced from 8 exons. The record is from RefSeq and is a predicted model, not a curated record. Bases 954 to 2888 code for a protein of 644 amino acids.
CGCGCGGUUCUUCCGCGUUUUAUCGUUCGCUCGCCAACGACUUCCGCACGAUGACGAGACACACACACCCCAGCGUGGUGUAUAGCCGUUUUAAACGCUCGUUGGAUCGAUUUUUCCUCUGCCACCUGUGUACUGUCACACAGUCGACCGCACACUCAUACGUAUAGGAAGGUAAAAGUCGAAGCUAAUGGCAAGGUAAAGCGGAGCCUCGCAGUGCGCCGCGUAAUUCGACGGAGAGGAGCUGCGCGUCGAUGAAGAAUUCAACUUCCGCUCUACGCUCACGCACAAUUAAGGAUGCACUGGACUUAGUGCGUGAAUGAUUCACGUGUUUAUGUACGAUUUGUAAAACAAAAAAAGAAGCCACAUUUUUGCAUUUAUAACGCGAGUGUUAAGUUAUUACUUCAGCGUCGUCAUUAAAUUAAUUGCAAUUAGUGGAUUCUCGUAUCAUUCGAUAAUCAGUUUUACAGAUUUUUAUAAUACGGGAACAUGAGAUUGUAAUACUUAUCGCUCGUGUUCAUCGGGGUGGAAAAAUACUACACGUUUAUGACGUCAAGCCGUCGAGUACAACUCGGAUUCUUUAGAGAAAUGACACCCGUUUGAAAGUUGAAGAAGCGAAAGAUCGCUCGAGCAGAAUUUAGUGGGCGUCGGGAAAUGUUUUCUUUUUAUUAACGCGAAAGCUUUCCCCGAAACGCAUGUCACUGAUGUGAGGUAAAUUGUAAUAUAAAACUUAAUUUUUGAACGAUGAAAUUGAAGGGGAGCUUAAUUGAUAAAUUUAAUUCUCUAAGUGGUUUCAUCUGUCACAGAUCAAUGUAAUAGUUGUGUGUUGAUGUAAAUUAAUAGGGAAGAAAAUUUAUUCUGAUGGGAAAUAUGAUAAUGCUCGUCUGGCGACACGAGUAACGCGCGAAUAACUUUGAUAGCAAUUUAUAAGAUCCGAAAUCGAUAAAAUCGAUAAAAUGAAGUGGAAGAAAGGACCGUGCGAAUUUUUGUCGGAGAAAACAUUUCUCAUAAUAAAAGAUGACUUGAAGAUUUUGAAAGGUGCGACCAAGAAAACGAACGGGGGGAGGAUAACGCCGAGAAAUGCGGCGAACACCGGCACCUGGCCGCCCAAGAUGAAGCGCGCGAACGUGUCCCGCGCGGAGAUGCCAGAGAGGCCGAAGACGGCGAAUCUCUCGCGACCGAGCGUGCUGGACCCGACGCUCGUGGACAAGCUCGACAUGUCUCUUCUUAGUAAGGAGCUCUUGUGCGACUCGAUGACGCGAUUCCAUCAGUCGACUGCGAUUCCAUCGAACAAUGUUGACAAGUCGAUCAGCGGGGCGUCAUCAUCAUCAUCAUCAUCGUCAUCGUUGUUACUGGUACCAUCGUCGCCAUCGGCGACACGACGACGCCGCCGAAGCGCCGCUGCUGUCGCUGCCACGACGACGACGACCACCACUUGGUCGUUCCGCGAAGACGCUCUUCCAGUAACGCGUCGCCAGCGACGGAGCUUCGAGCAGAUUCGCGAGUCGCGGGUCGUCGCGUCGGAUCGUCAAAUGGAGGAGAUCGAUCGAUUGCGAUCGCCCACCGGAAGUCAAAAGAUCACGUCGUCCACAGCCGCCGCGACGCAGAACUCCGAUGUCAGGAAACUCGACGAUAAUAACAAUAGGAACGGUACUCUCAAAGUGCUGUCUACGGUGAAGAAGAAGAAGAAUUCGCGGGGCGGUUUGCCGAGCGACCUGGAAAUAUUCACCUCCGCCGCGUCGUCGGCGAGGAGCGCUCCGGAACCCUGCAAGACUUGCGGCCGUCCGGAUCAGCCGGAGAGAUUUCACAGUCAUCCGAAGGGCAGUCAGACCAAGAUCAAGGAUCUCCCGACGUUGACGAUGAAGCCGAAGCCCGCGGUGCCAUCGGUGCCCAAGUCUAUCCAGAAGCCGGUGGCGUUGAAUUUCCGCAGCGAUCGGAACAGAAACAAGCCGGACGAAGUCGAGACGAAGACGAACGCUUCUCAGGAUCGUCCUUCCCAGGACUCAGGCCAGCAGGCUAGGUCGUCGUCCGCGAUGAAACGGGGUCCCAAGACGGUCACGUGCUACAUUUGCGGCCGGGAAUUCGGCACCGCCAGUUUCCCCAUUCACGAGCCCAAGUGUAUGGAGAAAUGGGAUCGUGAGAAUAAUUCGCUACCUCCGUCUCAAAGACGACCCAGGCCGCAAAGACCUGUAGUCGGCGUCGAACACAGCGAUUGGAACGCAGCCGCAUGGGAACAGAGCCAGGAGCAAUUAAUUCCUUGUGCAAAAUGCGGAAGGACAUUUUUGCCGGAACGAUUACCAAUUCACGAGAGAAGCUGUAAAGCUGCUCCAAAGAACGAACGAGUAGCCACAGCGAAUAGACGUAGUGUUGUGCCACCAACUGUUCCUUGUCGGGUUUGUGGGCGAAAUUUUGGCACCAGAAGCAUCAAGAUUCAUGAGCCUCAGUGUAGUAGACGAUGGCAGAUGCAAAACGAUUCGGCGAGCGAGCAGAAAGAUCAGUUGACUCUCUAUAGACAAAAAUCGACCAGAAAGCAGGAAAAUUCACCGUCGAUGUAUCCGGAUGUAUCGCAAAAGAGGACUGUCACGUGUUACAUUUGUGGUAGAGAUUUCGGGUCCUCCAGUAUCGCCAUUCACGAACCGCAAUGUCUGAAGAAAUGGCAUGCCGAGAAUGACAAACUGUCACCAGCCCGCAGAAGAAAGGAGCCGCAAAAACCUGAAGUCAUAUACAUACAGGAUUCCUGCACGGGAAAUGUGGUGGUUGAUCAGGCGGCAACGGCGGAGGCCAAUUGGAUGACGCAUCUGAGCCAGCUGGUGCCGUGUAAGCGUUGUGGAAGAACCUUUAAUCCGGACCGCGUGAACAUUCACGAGAAUAGCUGUAAAGGGAAUCGUUGAGAGUCCAUUACACUACGAUUUGCUCCUUACUUAAUUUUAGAAUUUUUCGAUUCCACGGGUGAACGUAGAUCUAACUGUGAACAAGCGAUAGAAUAUUUAACAAAUCGCUACAUCCUUUUUUUUUAGAAGUGACUUUCAUCUUAUUAUUUUUUAGAAGUGACUUUCAUCUCUCUUUGUUUUUAUACGAAGACUAAAUAUUACAAUACUAGUUCGCAACUUUUGUAAUAGUAGAGUGUUUAUAUGGAUUUGCUUGCAGUUCUACUUAACUUACUUUUAUUUAGGUUUGCAUUACAUAAUUCGGGUUAACGAUUCCUCUUGUUUUCUCGUUUAAAAGUGAGUAAAUGCAGU